AUGGAUUCAAAUAAAAACGUGUCAAGUUUUAAUCGAUUAGAAGCAUUCAUUCAAUAUUAUCUUGAUCGUAUAACACCAUUUGCUAUUUUUCGUUGGCUAUUUAAUUUAUUUUUAUUAAUCAUUUUUUUCCUUCGAAUUAUAUUGGUACAAGGUUUCUAUAUCAUAGCAUAUGGUCUUGGGAUAUUUUUACUCAAUCAACUUAUACUGUUUUUAACACCUAAACUUGAUCCAUCACCAGUUAAUAAUAUUGAUGAAGAUGAUAAUAUACCAAAUCUACCAACAAAGUCAACCGAUGAAUUUCGACCAUUUAUUCGUCGUUUGCCGGAGUUUAAAUUUUGGUAUAUUACUUUUAAAGCAUUAAUUAUUAGUUUAAUUUUAACAUUAUUUUCAAUGUUUGAUGUUCCGGUUUUUUGGCCUGUGCUGUUAAUAUAUUUUAUUGUGUUAUUUCUUUUAUCAAUGAAGCAACGUAUAAUACAUAUGAUACAUUAUAAAUAUGUUCCAUUUACAUAUGGGAAAGUUCGAUAUGAAGGAAAAAGUGUAGGACAGCAAGGAAUCAAAUUUUCAACAAAUUGA
Messenger RNA from Rotaria sp. Silwood2, 573 nucleotides. NCBI's taxonomy places the organism in Eukaryota, Metazoa, Rotifera, Eurotatoria, Philodinida, Philodinidae. The record is from the annotation of a GenBank genome assembly.